CCACGUUAGCUUGGGUCGCCGCGCAUUGCCAAAGCUACAGCGGCACAGCGGCCAGCCAAUCAGCACACAGAGGCGGCGGCGUGGUGCGGCUCUCAGGUGACACCCAUAAAACGAUAGCGCCUAACUAAACUCAAUGACAAGCCGGGGGAUUCGUUUCUCGACGAAAAGGGACAUUUUCGAGACGCGGCGCGCACUUUCUGUCGGCGGAGCCCAAAAUCAAAACACUUCUGGGGAGCAGACAUGGCUUUGGUGGGCAUCAGAGCUUCAUACCACAGAAUUCUGGACCGCAUUGAACUGUUAUUACCUGCAAAACUAAGACCUUUCUACAACCACCCAGCAGGUCCAAAGACAGUUUUCUUCUGGGCUCCUUGGUUCAAAUGGGGCUUGGUAAUGGCAGGUAUGGCUGACAUGGCCCGCCCUGCUGAAAAACUCAGCACAUCCCAGUCUGGAGUCCUCAUGACCACAGGGUUAAUUUGGUCACGAUAUUCCCUUGUCAUCUACCCAAGGAACAUGAACCUCUUUGCAGUGAACUUCUUUGUUGGUAUCGCGGGUGCCACGCAGCUGUUCAGAAUCUGGAGAUACAACCAGGGAUUACAGGAGGGGGAGACGGAUGUCCAGGCUGGUCCGACCACACAAGACGGUGCUGCUUAACACUGUACCUCGUGGCAGUAUGCACAAGCAUACAAAUGCCCAUGCACACACACACGGGCACAUGCACAUACAUAUCUGAAUAUUAGCAUUACGAUGAGUCCAAAGGAAUUGAAUCAAGUGCAG
Molecule: messenger RNA, 774 nt
Organism: Lampris incognitus (smalleye Pacific opah)
Lineage: Eukaryota; Metazoa; Chordata; Actinopteri; Lampriformes; Lampridae
Product: mitochondrial pyruvate carrier 2-like
Exons: 5
Coding region: 241-651 (136 amino acids)
Biological process (GO): pyruvate import into mitochondria
Cellular component (GO): mitochondrial inner membrane
Molecular function (GO): pyruvate transmembrane transporter activity
Source: RefSeq, a predicted model, not a curated record